Molecule: messenger RNA, 1759 nt
Organism: Closterium sp. NIES-67
Lineage: Eukaryota; Viridiplantae; Streptophyta; Zygnematophyceae; Desmidiales; Closteriaceae
Source: the annotation of a GenBank genome assembly
CCAAAUGGGAAGAAGGCAAUACAGUGCAAGUGGCUGGCAAAAAUCAAGACGGAUGAGAAAGGAGAGCCAUCAGUUUACAAGAGCAGGCUGGUGGCAAAGGGGUUUCAGCAGAAAGAGAAGGAAGAUUACAAAGAAGUGUUUGCCCUAACUGCUAAGUCUCCAACGCUACGUGUGCUGCUGGCGGUAGCUGCUGUGCGCAAAUGGAAGGUGAAGCAGAUGGACAUCGUAACCGCUUUUCUGUACGGCAUUGUGGAAGAGGAGGAGUACAUGGUUCAACCACCUGGCUAUGAGGAUGGAACCGGUCGUGUCUGCAAACUUAACAAGGCCAUCUAUGGCUUGAAGCAGGCCCCGAGAUGCUGGUACAACAGGCUGGCCAGUGCACUGGAAGGGAUUGGAUUCCGUGCGAGUGCAUACGACGAGAGCCUAUUCCUGAUGAGCGAGGGGGAGUCGCUUGUGCUUCUGCUGGUGUACGUGGAUGACAUCCUGCUCUUCAGCAGCAGUGACAAGGAGAUCGAUGGGGUGCAGCAGAAGCUCACAGAGCAGUUCAAGUGCAAGUCACUUGGAGAGGCAAGGUACUACCUGGGAAUGCACAUUGAGCGGGAUACUGAACGUGGCUGGCUCAAACUGCAUCAGGGACAGUACAUCAACACCUUGGCUGAGAAGUACUCUCUGCAGGAAGAACGGGAAGUGGUUACACCUUUGCCUUCCGAGUUCAAACUCAUAAAGGCAGCUGAAGGAGAAGGAGUUGAGUGUGAAGACCAGAGGCAAUUCCAAUCCAUGGUCGGGAGCCUACUCUACGCUGCUGUGCAUACUCGGCCUGACAUCAGCUUUGCUGUGGGACAGCUGGCUCGAGUAGUGCAAAAUCCAACAGAAGAGCAGUGUGGUGCAGCGGAGAGAGUGGUGCGCUACCUCAAGUCAUACCCUACAGUGGGAGUACAGUAUUCAGCCUCUGCUCAACUCAGUCAGAAAGGAGUUGAAGUUCUCAAAGAGAAGGGGGAGCAGCUCAGAGAAGGAAAGGUGUUCCUUUCCUGUUUUGCUGAUGCCACUUGGGCUUCUGAGCAUGAGGAUUCAUCAUCAGUUGGUGGAUACAUCUCCAUGGUGGGAGGUGGGCCUGUAAGUUGGAGGUCCAAGAAGCAGUCUGAAACGGCACUAUCUUCAGUGGAAUCUGAGUACAUGGCAAUGUUUCAUGCGGCAAAAGAAAUCAUUUGGCUAAGGAGGCUCUUGAAGGAGAUCGGCCAUAAACAGACUUGUGCGACACCUCUGUUCAGUGACAGCAAGGGAGCCAUUGCCAUGGCACGCAAUGCAGUUCUUCAUGGGUUGAACAAGCACAUGAGGAUCAAGUGGCAUUGGCUGCGGAAGGAGGUGAAGCUUGGGACACUGGAUCCGAUCUACAUGUGCUUGGUUUGUGCAUGACAUCGAGCACAUUCCAACGAGCCAAGAAUUGUUGGAAUCGGAGGACAUAUGAAGAAGUUACGAAGAAAUGUUUGAUGGAUUUGUUACAACUCAUUGGAAGUCCUUGUCAGCUGCUACACCAAAGUUGGAGAGCCCUAUAACGAGGAGGGACCAGCAUGUGUGGGACUUUUGUCCCCACCCUGCAGCUGCAGCAUUUGGGGUUUGGAGGCCAACCUGGUACAGUGUGAAUUUUGUCUUGCCAGGCUGGCUGAACCUGAGGAUGGGGAGUCAAGACUUUGACUCUUGUCAUGUUCUUGACCAUGGGCCUCCAGGGUCCUUCCCUUUCAUCCUUCCCUUCCCACCCCAC